AAACAUCAGACAAGCAAACUACAACAAAAUAAUAAAAGCAAUUAUGACGAUAGAAAAACAGGCAAGCACAUUGACAUUUGCUAUAAUAGGCUACCACUAAAAACAGGUAUAGAGUGAUGGAUAAAAUAAAGAUGUAAUAAACUCCCUUGAACCUGACAGCUGUAACUCACGAUUCAGCAAUAAUACUGUGCCUAAAAGCUACACCUCCCCUAAUGCAUUAUAGGAUUACCACGCACCAGCUGACACAUGGCGAACACGGGUCUUUCGAGGACAUUGGGCUCAGGGGCAGUCUUCAUCUCUGCCCGGUGUGCGGUGGGUCCAGCCUCGGUUAUUGUUCCAUGGCAUGUGGCCUCGGUGGGUGGACGGACGGACGGUCCAUCCUGCUGCCUGUUGUUCAGCCCUUCCGCCAAUGAGAGCCGGGCAGCCGCUGAGCCCCGGUCCAAUGAGAGCAGCCGGGUCUGGGCUCUGCUGUUCAAUCUGUGAGGAGGACAACAACCAGCUCUCAGUGUACCGGAUGGAUGUAUGUUGGCGAUGAAUGAUACUGUCGGUGCAGGUGGUGACGGUGGACAUGGGUGGUCAAGCUGAAAGUUGCUUUUGAGUUUCCUGCAAAUAUUUUGAUGUAUUGAUCCACACCUGAUCAGGCAAACUAUUUUACAGAUGAGGUGCUGCAUUGUUACAGGACGUGUGUCCUUUCACUGAGGCCACAUGUGUAUCAGGAGAGAUGGAUCGUUGUAAGCACGUGGGGCGCCUUCGCCUGGGCCACGACCAUUCUGUCCUCAACCCACAGAAAUGGCAGUGUGUGGACUGCAGCACCACCGAUUCAGUGUGGGCCUGCCUCAAGUGCUCCCACGUGGCCUGUGGACGCUUCAUGGAGGAGCACUCGCUCAAACACUUUCAGGAGUCACACCACCCACUGGUUAUGGAGGUGCGUGAGCUAGAUGUGUUCUGUUUUGCCUGUGGAGACUAUGUACUCAAUGACAACGCAGAGGGAGACCUCAAACUCCUCAGAGGGGCGCUCUCCACAGUGCGCAGCCCAGGGAGACGCUCACUACGCUCAGCGACCGUGGGGGUUUGCACCCCCUGGGUUGGAGACACUGGGCCAAAGCCCGCCAUGCAGCUGGCCUCUCGUCACAGGAGGAAAGCACUUCUAGGGAAGAUGCUUCGGACAUGGAUCGGUAAACACCAGGAGCUGCAGAAUGAGCGGGAAGAGAAACUUGAGGAAGCUAGAAGACAAAAAAAAGAGGUUAAAAGGAGACUCAUGGAAGAGCUUGGCGGUGUCCCUCCUAGAAAGAGUGCUAGGCUUCUUACUCAGGCACCACGUUCAGCCAACACACUCAUUCCUCGCAAAUUUCGCGAACCUCCAGAACGCCUACCUCCUGCUUCCAAGAAGCCUUCCCUUCUUACCCUGUCCCGUAAGACUCCUCAGAAUGGCAAAGCUGCUAAACUGAGGAGGUACUACUCCUCUCACACAGUCACCCGCCGGAGACCUGCUCCAGGUGUCACUGGUCUGCGCAAUCUGGGGAACACAUGCUACAUGAACUCAAUAUUGCAAGUGCUGAGCCACCUGCAGAAAUUCAGGGAGUGUUUUCUCACUUUGGACCUGUGUGAGACUGAGGAGCUGCUGGCCAAGACCAACCAGGCCCAGGGCAUGACUGCCGUGACGGGUGUAGUCAGCAGUGGGACCGCAUCGCUGCCUGGGAGCCCUCUGGGACGCGUAGGUAAAGCCGGCAGUUGGAAUUUACCCGUGGGCAAAAAAGAAAGUGCUCCUCCUACCCCGCAGGCUUCAGAGUUGGUUCAGCCUAAGGAGCCUCGCUGCUCCACCCGCCAGCAGAUGUCUCUGUGCCAUGAGUUACACACACUUUUCAGGGUCAUGUGGUCAGGCCGGUGGUCCUUAGUGUCUCCAUUCGCCAUGCUGCACUCGGUGUGGAACCUCAUCCCAGCUUUCCGGGGCUACGACCAGCAGGACGCCCAGGAGUUCCUGUGCGAGCUGCUGGACAAGGUGCAGCAGGAGCUGGACACAGAGGGCUCCAAACGCAGGAUAGUGAUCCCCAUCACAAAGAGGAAACUAUCCAAGCAAGUGCUAAAGGUUCUUAACACCAUCUUCCAUGGGCAGCUACUCAGCCAGGUGACGUGUCUGUCCUGUAAGCACAAGUCUAACACAGUGGAGCCAUUUUGGGAUUUGUCUUUGGAGUUUCCAGAGCGAUACCACAGCAUAGACAAAAGCUCAGGCUCUACAGCUUACCAGCGCAGCUGCACCCUCAUUGAGAUGUUGUCCAAGUUUACCGAGAUGGAGGCUCUCGAAGGCAGCAUCUAUGCCUGCAACCACUGCAACAAAAGAAGACGGAAAACAUCCCACAAACCCUUAGUUCUGUCAGAGGCUCGUAAGCAGCUUCUGAUCUACCGUUUACCUCAGGUUCUACGGCUGCACCUCAAACGCUUCAGAUGGUCGGGGAGAAACCAUAGGGAGAAAAUCGGCGUCCAUGUGGCCUUCGACCAGGUUCUGAACAUCAAACCGUACUGCUGCACAGGCUCAGGUCACCCCGUCCACAGAGGAGGCUACACCUACGAUCUGUCUGCUGUUGUUAUGCACCAUGGGAAAGGCUUUGGCUCAGGGCACUACACCGCAUACUGCUACAACACAGAAGGAGGUUUCUGGGUCCACUGUAAUGACUCUGAGAUGAAGGUGUGCAGUGUGGAGGAGGUGUGCAACACUCAGGCCUAUAUUCUCUUCUAUACCCAGAGGUCUGCCUAGGUACCUCCCGCUGUGAUGUCGACCUGUAUCGGGCAACUUAAGGCUGCAUUUAUGAACAUGUUCUCUGAAGUUUCCCAGAUGACAUUUAACAAUCACUUUGAAGUAAAUUACUGAAAGAAAAAGAUAGUAACGGGGGCACUAGGACAGCCACAAUUAUGUUUAGGAGUAAAGGUGAACAUUGAAGCAUCCAGAUGAGAAAGACACUGUAAUAAAGACAAGCUAGGAAAAUCCUUGAAAUUAGUAACAUAUAAAUUAAAUGUUAUAAUGGCUGGUUUUUGAUUAUGUUCCAAAUCCAAAACCUUUUUAAAAACUAGGCCUGAGCUUUCUCGGCCUGCGGGACCAGCAUAGCAGUUUACUAUCCCGUAAACUGUGAGCGGUCCGACUCUGUCCUGCUGAACGCCAUGUUGUGUGUCUGUGUUUUAAAAACCAUCAGGCUCGUGUCUGUUGAGUCUGCGGCCCUCCUGAAACAGCAUUAUACAUUCAAAGGAAACGCAUGAUCUGGAUUUUAGAGCAUUUCUUUCACAAUAAUGUUGUCAAUGUGCCUUUUAUAUGUAACCGUACAUUUAAUAGCCAAUGCACUAAAUCAGGGAUGGCCAAAUGCGGACCAUAUUGAAUCGGCCCUCAGCAAAUUCAAAAAGUAUAAUGGAAUAUGGCCCACAAACUUUUGCUGGUCUUAUAUUGUACUUCUUAAAUAUAUAUGUACAAAUAUAUUACACAGUAGUAUUUGUGUGUUAAUAAGCCCAUUUUUCAAAUAAAUUCAGUCGAUUAAAGUUGGAAACAUUUUCUAACAAAUCUAAGUUGAUAAGAAAAAAGCCCAGUAACUUAUUUACAUAACCAGUUUGAAAUAGACCCUUAAUAUUUCCUCUUAUUAUAAGCAAUCUGAGGCUUCUGUUUUAAGGGAUGAGCUGCCAACACUUUUUGUAACAAAAUAAAUGAAUUUACCUUCAUUUGAUUGAUUUCGCUAACUUGUAACUGAAUUUAUGAGGCAAUAUACCUCACCUCUAGCGAGUGGCCCAGCCCUUCGUAUAUUUUUCUGUAUGUGGCCCUCGGUGAAAAACGUUUGGACACCCCUGCUCUAAAUACUAUAAGAGGUACAUCGUUCAACAUCAUUGUGAAGGUCCAAUUAAAUGAAAUUAAUCUAAAGUCCAGCCUCUGUGUCGCCUAGGGCUGCUCGAUUAUGGCAAAAAUCAUAAUCUCGAUUAUUUGGGUCAAUAAUUGAUAUCACGAUUAUUAAAAACGAUUAUCCAUUUCCUUUGAAAACAUCCAUUUAUUGAAAAAAAAAAAGUGAACAGUAUGUUUUUAACAGUUGAUUACCCUGAACUUUAAGUGUAAUUCAACUGAAAGACCAAUAAUUAAAAAAUUAUCGUUUUAUUUCGAUUAUGUUGUUUUCAUAAUCGUUGCAAGCCAAAAUCGUAAUUGCGAUUAAAAUACGAUUAAUUGAGCAGCCCUAGUGUCGCUUCCAGCUUUUUUUUUAAAUAAUCGUGAAAUGUCAGUUCGGGAAUCAUUUAAUACUCCUCCCUGUGUCGUUUGUACUUCAUCACGUCCUCUCCUCAACUGUUCCGCUGUGACUGGAUACUGUGUUUUAGGCUGAAGGCCUGCGCUCUCAGUGAACAGGAAGAGUUUUAGUUUAUUUUGUAGUCAUUCUAUGUUUUCAUGAAAACACUUCAUUGAUGAUAAGUGACAGAAAGCUGCACUUUUGAGGAGGGGCUGCUGUCGUUGGUCCAAUCUUUGUGAUUGUUCAUCUUUUAGCUCCUGUAUCUUGUUUAAAAUGGCAGCUCCCCUUGUGGUGUAACAUUAGAUAGUCUGAGCCCAGGUUGGAGACUUUGCGCCUGUGUUUGAACGGCAGGAGAUGAUUGGAGGAGUGAAGGGGCGGACUGCAGUAGAGAAUGUGUCUGGGUACCCAUUUUGAGUUGAGCACCUGAAAGCAAUAUAUUGUACUUCUUGCAUCUUGACAGGAAAUAAGAUAAAAUCAGGAAUUAUUCUGCUUGUUAUACAAUGUUUUUUUCUACUCUGCUGUUUCUAUCAAGGUCUUUAGAAUUUGCUAGGUAAUCAAGAAAAACUGUCGUGUUUGAUACGAGUCAAACGCGGAAUACAUUUGUGAACUCUAUGUUAAAGUUGGAACAAUCUAAUGACGAUGAAUGUCUUACUUUUCAGUGGUCAGGCGCGGCCGUGCCAGCGGCUCUGAUCCCCCUGAGUUCUGUCGUGUACUGUAAGAAUACCUGUCAUAAAUGUAAUGGUCAUAUGGGUUUCGCCUGAUGGUAAUUAUUAAAAAGACAAAACAAAUGUGAAA
Molecule: messenger RNA, 5042 nt
Organism: Trematomus bernacchii (emerald rockcod)
Lineage: Eukaryota; Metazoa; Chordata; Actinopteri; Perciformes; Nototheniidae
Gene: usp49
Product: ubiquitin specific peptidase 49
Exons: 7
Coding region: 722-2752 (676 amino acids)
Biological process (GO): protein deubiquitination
Cellular component (GO): cytoplasm
Molecular function (GO): cysteine-type deubiquitinase activity; zinc ion binding
Source: RefSeq, a predicted model, not a curated record